AAACCAUUCAUUACUCAUAACUAGAUCAUUGACUUUGGUAGUCUCUUUUGGCAUGGUGAUUAUGUUAUGGGAAGAGGAAUUAAAAUCUGGCGCUGUUUGUAAAGGUGUAACACAUAAAAUCCAGUGAUUGCUGGUCCCAGCACAUCUGGAAACUCCUGCAAGGCCUCAACGACAGAAAGCCCAGAGACAGCAAGUAAACCCUUUCAUGACCCUUGACCACCAGAUCAUCAACCAGACUCUUAAACAGUCACAACCCACCGUGCCAAGCAGUGCACUUCUGGUACAGCAUGGACACACAACACUGGAUAGUGAUGCUGGCCUCACAGAAAAUCCACUCACCAAAUUACUAACUCUUGGGAGAGAAGGUGACAAUGUGGAAUGGCAUAUGGAGGACGUUAUUGAGGAUGUAAUCAGUAUGGAAUCAAGUUUUAAAGAGAAAGGAACAGACUCUCCUCUGCUAAUGCAAAGAACAUUAUCUGGAAGUAUUUUGGAUGUGUAUAGUGGCGAGCAGGGAAUUUCACCAGUUAAUAUGGGGCUUACGAGUGCUUCCUGUCCAAGCAGUCUGCCAAUGAAAAGAGAAAUUACAGAGACUGACACUAGAGCUUUGACAAAAGAGAGACAAAAAAAGGAUAACCACAACCUCAUUGAAAGAAGAAGAAGGUAUAAUAUUAAUUACCGAAUCAAGGAGCUUGGCACUCUUAUUCCAAAGUCUAAUGAUCCUGAUAUGCGCUGGAACAAAGGAACCAUUCUAAAAGCAUCAGUGGAGUACAUCAAGUGGCUACAAAAAGAACAACAGAGAGCCCGAGAAUUAGAACACAGACAGAAGAAAUUAGAGCAGGCUAACAGGCGACUUCUCCUCCGGAUUCAGGAACUAGAAAUUCAGGCUCGUGCUCAUGGUCUGCCAACCCUGGCUUCGCUUGGCACAAUUGAUUUAGGUGCUCACAUCACUAAACAACACAGCCAUCCUGAGCAGAAUUCAGUAGACUAUUGCCAACAACUGACUCUGUCUCAAGGGCCAAGCCCUGAGCUCUGUGAUCAAGCUAUGGCCUUCUCUGAUCCUUUGUCACACUUCACAGAUUUGUCAUUUAGUGCUGCAUUGAAAGAGGAACAAAGAUUGGAUGACAUGCUAUUGGAUGACACAAUAUCUCCGUUUGGAACAGAUCCUCUGCUAUCUGCCACUUCCCCUGCAGUUUCCAAAGAGAGCAGUAGGAGAAGUAGCUUUAGUUCAGAUGAUGGUGAUGAGUUAUAAGAAAUGAACAGGCUCAAUUCAUCAACUGGGAAGCAGUUCUUUGCUGGUGCUAUGCAGUUGUGCUCUGUGUUUCAUAUUUUGCUUUGGCUCAAUAUUUCCGAAAGGUAUUUGUUGAUUAUGAAAAAUUGAUUGAUUAGAAGCAACGGAAGAAUUUGCAGAAAGAAAGAAAUGUGGUGUUAAAGAAUUCUUGAGGGCCAGAAAAGAUAUUUAACUCUGACUACAGAGUACAAAUCUUAAAUUUUGUCUUCCUGGAAAGAGGUACAGCAUAAGAAAUCAUUACUGAUAUUUUAAAAACAUUUCUUGGUGAUGUACCAUUGAAACUCAUGACUGUAAACCGGAUGAAAUAUAUAAACUUUCUCUUAGUCAUUCAUGUCCAUCUUCUCUUCAACUCUUACAACAUCGGUUUUCAGAAAUCAAAAUCAGCCUAUCUUGUGGUUAUUGUCUCUCUCCAUUGUCUAGAGGAUGUGUUGUCCAAAGUUCAAGGCUUAUAGGGGAAAUCACUGUGAAAUAAUCUGUUACUUGUAAUUGAAAAGUGAAUCUACAGUAAACAUGAGAAUUUUCCAUAA
Messenger RNA from Carlito syrichta (Philippine tarsier), 1815 nucleotides. RefSeq names its product transcription factor EC (gene TFEC). The transcript has 8 exons. NCBI's taxonomy places the organism in Eukaryota, Metazoa, Chordata, Mammalia, Primates, Tarsiidae. Bases 206 to 1249 code for a protein of 347 amino acids. The record is from RefSeq and is a predicted model, not a curated record. Gene Ontology annotation, cellular component: nucleus. Gene Ontology annotation, biological process: regulation of transcription by RNA polymerase II. Gene Ontology annotation, molecular function: DNA-binding transcription factor activity, RNA polymerase II-specific; protein dimerization activity; RNA polymerase II cis-regulatory region sequence-specific DNA binding.